Lasiosphaeria miniovina is the source of this 805-nucleotide messenger RNA. RefSeq lists its product as uncharacterized. The record is from RefSeq and is a predicted model, not a curated record. The transcript has a single exon. Lineage: Eukaryota; Fungi; Ascomycota; Sordariomycetes; Sordariales; Lasiosphaeriaceae. Bases 149 to 643 code for a protein of 164 amino acids.
CCAACACCCUUUUCUCCAAUAAAAAGAAAAAAACCGUCCGAGCCAUGACGAUCAACAGCAUUCCCCGCGAUGCUAGCUGCCGUUUGUCCGCAGCUCGGCCGUCUCUGUCGAAAAAUCUAGUGAACACGAGGACUUGAAGCCGCUAGCGAUGCGACCUGGACAGCGCGCUGAGACGAGACCUGAGGUAGUUUCGACACGCCGAGUGCUCGACUGCUCGGGUUCGGAAAUGACGCCCAGUCCACGAACGGGUCAAUGGAAAUGCGUGCGAGGUCGAGCAUGCCAACCAGCGACGAGGGAAAACUCUGCUUGCCCAAGCGAGCUAGCGAGGGAAAGAGGUAGAGGGCUUCUGGAAGGCCAAUCGUCGAUACCCGUCGGGGGUUUGUGCGGUGGCACAGACGGUAGGUGGGCUGAAAAGGAAAGAACAAAACCCGCGAGCUGCGUAGGGGAGGGAGGGGUUUCCUUCGUUCCUUCCACCAAGAACGAACCUGGUUUUUCCUCUGUGUGCAUCUUUCCUUCCUCACCGACAUCUAGAUACAGGUGCGUUACUUAUCAGCAGCGCCGCAGGAGUGCGUUGUGCCAAAACACUGCAAAAGUCGGUCCGCGAACUCCAUGGCUCGUUGGUUCUCGUUGCAAUAUUAUUUGAAGCAAAAAGGUCUGGGCCCUCAAGAGACUGUCGCAUGCGACAGCGUCCUCCCGCUCCAUGCUCCAUGGAACUCCAAACUGCCUGGGCGGUGAUUAGGUGAUUAGGUGAUUAGGUGAUUGCGGGAGAGCCAGGAAGGAUCGAGCCACUGUGCCACUUCCCCAG